This is a messenger RNA of Phytophthora infestans T30-4, 1980 nucleotides long. Its product is annotated as endo-1,3(4)-beta-glucanase, putative. The transcript is spliced from 2 exons. Bases 1 to 1980 code for a protein of 659 amino acids. The record is from RefSeq and is a predicted model, not a curated record. Gene Ontology annotation, molecular function: endo-1,3(4)-beta-glucanase activity. NCBI's taxonomy places the organism in Eukaryota, Oomycota, Peronosporomycetes, Peronosporales, Peronosporaceae.
AUGAAGAUCACGCAUUUGAUACAAGCGGCAGUGGCCGUCGCAGGAACAACUCAAUCUUUUGCAGCAGACACGACAUCGAGUGGCGGCUACAUGGCUCCGUUCUCGACUGAUGAACCUUCCGAUCUCUUCCAGCGUUACGACACCCUCACCGAGCUAGCGCCGAUCAUCAACGUAGCUUCCGACUUGCUCACUAAGCCGAUUCCCACCAACAAGUGGUGGGGAAACCUCAUCCACACCACCAAACAAGACAUCAACACGGUGGCCAACCCUGCCUGGUCCAACCCGUACGCUCUCAAGCUACCCAAGCAAGCACCCUUUGGUCUCCAGGCCUGCUACUCGUACACAUACCGUAGCAUGGCCAAUGAGGUGAACGGUGUCGUCAAGUACUACUUGCAUGCGUUCCGCAAUGAUCUAACGCUAUCGGCGACCGAGUUUUCGUCAAAACCUGACUACGAAAUCUAUUCGUUCAGCGACAUGGGUGCCAGUCUUCGUACUUGUGCGUCAGGAAGUGACAACUGCAUGGAUUCGUCUCUUGUAAACGGUAUGGCGUUCGUCUCCGCCACGUACUCCGGUCUCACCGCCAGCAUUGUGUCCGAAUACGCAAUGACCAUCGUAGACGACUCGACUGCGGGCAAGUACGUCAUUCAACUGGCAAACAGCCAGACGUGGGUUGUUUAUUCUAGCGACCCCAGUGCAUCCUUCUCGAUUGACAGCACAGGCUCUGCUCUUGUGUCUAACGCACCGUACACCGGCACGCUUCGAGUGGCGAUUCUUCCUGACAGCAACGAGCAGAGUGUGUACGAUGACUACGCGUCCUGUAUCAUCCACGGUGGUAAUGUGUCUAUGGAGUCCCGCACCUCCUAUACGUUGCAGUGGGAAACUGAGGGCAGUGGAUGUGAUAGCACGGGUCUUCUUCACUUUGCUCUGCCUCAUCAAGUGGAAGUCAUGGACAACGCCAUCACCGCACAGUCAAGCGACGCCAUUGUCCUGCACUCGUCCACCCGCGGUCAGAUGGUGGGCCAAGUGUCGACGUCCGGGAGCUGGACGCUGACGGAGAGCGAGGCGGACGAAGAGGUGGAUUUUUACCCGGCUAGCAGACGGUCUGUGGACGUGGUCUCGAAGAUUAAGCUGCUGCCGACUCUGCAGAGCGACAUCGAUAGCGACUGGAGCUUCAGCACAGGCAGCUGGUACUUUAAUGGCAAGGCGUACCAGAAGUACGCAUCGCUCUGCUUGAUGGCCGCUGACAGCGCUGUUGUGGGCGAUGACACUACACUGUUGAGCACCUGUCUGACGAAGCUUGAGAAACUACUUGAGCCGUUCCUUAGCAACACUCUUAGCUCGCCUCUCGCGUAUGAGACCGCCUACAAGGGCAUCGUCACCAGCCAGGUCUUCACCGCCAACAACAUCGAUGUGGAUUUCGGCAAUGGGAUCUACAAUGACCACCACUAUCACUACGGCUACUGGAUCACGGCGUCGGCUAUUCUGAAAAAACUAGAUCCGACGUGGUCGGGGAUGCCGCAACUAGAGACGAUGGUAUGGACGAUCCUUCGCGAUGUUGCCAACCCAAGCGCGGAUGACCAAUACUUCCCUACGUUCCGCCACUUCUCUUGGUAUUUGGGUCAUUCGUACUCGCACGGUGUGACCCCCAUGGCUGAUGGCAAGGACGAGGAGAGCACAUCGGAGGACCUCAACUUCUUCUACGGCAUGAAAUUGUGGGGACAGGUUUCAGAAAACAAGGCGGUGGAAGACCUGGGGAGUCUCAUGUUGCGCCUCAAUGCUCGCGCUGUCCGAACCUAUUUCCUCAUGACAUCAGACAACACGAUCCACCCGCCUCAGUUCGUUCCCAACCACGUCACGGGCAUUUUUUUCGACAACAAGGCUGACUACGCGACGUGGUUCAGCGCCGAAAAGUAUUGCAUCCAUGGUAUUCAAAUGAUCCCUGUUUCGCCUAUCAACGGAGGCGAUUGUUACGGGCAGUGA